AUGAUACCAGCGGAUAAAGGAGGAAAAGUUGUAGUCAUGAAUGUAGAUGAUUACAUGAAGAAAAUAAAGCAGAAAUUAGACACAAAGGCGUAUCAGAAAUUAGAUGAAGAUCCAUCGAAAGUUAUACAUAAAAGAUUAGAAAUACUGUUAUCAGAAUUAGUUGGAAAACAAGAGAUAGAUAGAGAUGAAACGAAUACGAUGCCUGAAAACAAAAAACUACCGUUUGUUCGUGGACAGUUAACGGUCCGUAAAGAAGAUAAAUCAAUGCGAUUGAUAGUAUCUAUGAGAGAAACAAUGGGUUCAUCCAUGGCGAAAUAUAUCAUGAAUAUAACAAAAUGGUUCAGUCAAAAAUGCAUAAGAUUUAAUAAACAAGUUGUACAAACUUAA
This is a messenger RNA of Didymodactylos carnosus, 387 nucleotides long. The record is from the annotation of a GenBank genome assembly. NCBI's taxonomy places the organism in Eukaryota, Metazoa, Rotifera, Eurotatoria, Philodinida, Philodinidae.